Plasmodium relictum is the source of this 402-nucleotide messenger RNA. NCBI's taxonomy places the organism in Eukaryota, Apicomplexa, Aconoidasida, Haemosporida, Plasmodiidae. The record is from the annotation of a RefSeq genome assembly.
AUGAAUUCUUAUGGAGAAAGAUUGAAAAAGAAAAGGAUAGAAAUCUUUGAAUGUCCAAUUAAUAAAUCAGAUAUAGACUAUCAUGCAAACUAUUGCGUUUUUCUUUGCAUAUUCUUAUAUGCAAACUUGCAGUUUAUUGAUACUCGUGUGUAGGUGCUAAAUGAUUAUGAAAAAGAAGAGGAUAAGGAAUUACAAGCAAAAGAAAUAAAAAAUUCGUCGGAGAAAAUUAAAAAAGAUGAAAGAACAAUAGAUGGCGUAAAAGAACAACUGGAUGAAACAAAGAAAAAAAAGUUGAUAUAUAGACUAUGGAUAGAAAUACAUAUUAUAAUAAUGGAAGAGUGUAAGAAAGAUGAAUUGGAAUUAAUAAGGAAUGAGUAUCUUAAGUUAUACAUAGAGGAAUAG